AUUAAAUAGAAAAUAUGGAAAACUUCAAAGUACUUCAGACUUUAGGAUCUGGGUCAUUUGGAACAGUACAGAAAGUACAAAGAAUCGAAGAUAACCAAAUCUAUGCUUUAAAAAAAGUUAAGAUCAAUGGAAUGGAUGCCAAAGACCGUAAAAAUGCACUGAACGAGGUUAGAAUUCUUGCAUCCCUCAACCACCCACAAAUUAUUGGCUAUAAAGAUGCUUUCUUUGAUGAAUCAAGUAAAUCACUCUGCAUGAUCAUGGAGUACGCUGAAGGAGGAGACCUUCAGAAGCUUAUUGAUAAUACCAAGAAGAACUACAAAAAUAUAUCAGAGGGAAUGAUCUGGAAGUACUGCAUACAAAUGAUCAACGGAAUCAAAUAUCUUCAUGAGAACAAGAUUGUUCAUAGAGACCUAAAGUGAGCCAAUGUUUUCUUGACCAAAGAUGGAGAUGUCAAACUUGGAGAUCUUAAUGUCUCAAAGGUCAAUCGUGCAGGCCUGAUGUUUACUCAAACUGGAACCCCAUAUUAUGCAAGCCCUGAGGUCUGGAAGGAUAAACCCUAUGAUUCAAAAAGCGAUAUUUGGUCUCUUGGAUGAGUCCUUUAUGAAUUAUGUGCAUUAAGACCUCCAUUCACAGCUUCAGAUAUGAAGGGACUUUACAAUAAAGUUAUAAAGGGAGACUAUACACGUAUUCCGAAGAUGUACUCGGAUGAUUUGGCCAAUGUAAUAGAUAUGUGAUUGAGAGUUACCCCUUCAAAAAGGCUAGGCGCUCAAAGUUUACUAAGAACAAAAGAAAUUGUAAUUCACUUAAGAGAAAGUGGCAUUGAAGAAGAGAAGAAAGAAAGUUCAACAAACCUUCUUGAUACAAUCAAGUUACCUUCAAAUUUUAAACUAUUAAAAGAAAGACUUCCCUCUGCUAAGUAUGAUUCUGCUUUAGAAACUAUUGAACCAACAAAACCUAAGGUUAGAAAUUAUUCUGCUCGAGGAAAAACUGGAUACGAUUUGAAUGGAAAUUUAAGAAAAGAAAAUAGUUAUAGUGCUCUACAAAGAUACAAAAACAAGCCAUAUUAUAUUGGCAGACACCAAAGCAACAACAGAGUUGAAAAAUGCCAAAGGGCAGCACUUCUUCCUCCCAAAAGCAAUAGGCAUGCUCAUUAUAAUAGGAAUUAUGAUAGGCCAGGAUUACAGCUACCACCUAUUCCUAAAGCUACUCCUGGAAUCCCUUCUAUACCAAAUUAUAGAAAUAGAGCUAGUAGUAUUGAUCAUAGAAGACUCCUCCCUCCUCGUAAGCCAAGCAGCAACAGGUCGCUGGACUACGAUUCUGGCUAUCACAGAAGAAAAGCAGAUAUUGCUACUAGACAUAAACGCCAACAAAAAUUAAUCAGUAAAGCAUUUGGUUUACCUAAUACAAAAAUUAUGUAA
This is a messenger RNA of Moneuplotes crassus, 1418 nucleotides long. Lineage: Eukaryota; Ciliophora; Spirotrichea; Euplotida; Euplotidae. The record is from the annotation of a GenBank genome assembly.